AUGAAGUUGGCCGUGGCUACAUUUUCUGCUCUUUUCGGUAUAGCAUGCGCGAAUGAGAAUCCAUAUUCAAGUCCAAAUGACUUCCAGGCAGCAUGCUCGAGCAUUAUCCCGAAGCUGAACAUAGAACAUGCAACCGUGCAAUUUGCUGAAUAUGUUCCGGCCGGCACCAAUCUAAGUAUAUCAGACAGGAACGUAACUUGCGGUAGCCCAUGGCAAGUGGUUGCUGUCGACAUCUGCAGGAUUGGUGUCCAUGUCGCUACGUCGACAUGCUCAGGCAUCGUGUCAGAAGCUUGGUUGCCUGCGAACUGGACUGGCAGAUUCUUAGGCACAGGAAACGGUGGGUUGAACGGCUGCAUCAAUUAUCCGGAUCUGGCCUAUGGAGUUGAGCUAGGGUUCGCGACAGUGGGAGCUAACAAUGGUCAUAACGGUACCAGUGGUGGUGCAUUCUUCAAUAGCCCUGAAGUUCUUGAAGACUUCGUAUAUCGAUCAGUUCACACCAACGUCAUUACUGGUAAAGAAAUCACGAGAAUCUUCUAUGGUGAACCGCACACGAAAUCGUACUACUUGGGAUGCUCGACCGGUGGACGCCAGGGUUUCAAGGAGGCGCAAGAUUUCCCAGAGGAUUUCGAUGGCAUCGUUGCCGGCGCACCCGCUUUCGACUGGAACGACCUGAUGUCGUGGACUGGAAGAUUCUAUACCAUCACCGGGGACAACACGAGCGACACCUUUGUACCUCAAACCCUCUGGCCUCUCAUUCACGAAGACGUUCUCAAGCAAUGUGACGGACUCGAUGGCGUGGAAGACGGCAUCCUCGAGAACCCCAAGCUCUGCAACUACGAUUCAACCGGCCUGAUAUGCUCUGCAGGCGAAACAGAGAACUGUCUAACCCCAACCCAAUCCAACACGGUGCAACAACUACUGUCCCCUCUUACCUCUGAAGACGGCUCCGUACUUUACCCACGUCUCCAACCCGGAUCAGAGAUUGGAGCUGCCGCACGCCAGUUCACCGGUGAGCCAGGGCCGUACCCCUACGACUGGUACCGCUGGGCCAUAUACAAUGACUCAACCUGGGACCCAGCCUCUCUCAACUACUCUGACUACGACUUUGCGAACUCCGUUAACCCAUUCAACAUUGCGACAUGGAAAGGUGACCUCAGUGAUGCAAAGGACCGCGGCGUCAAGAUCCUCCACUACCACGGUCUCGAAGAUCCGGCCAUCACGUCUGAAAUCUCGCCAGUAUACUACGAACACGUCAGCUCGACUAUGGGUCUGCCGCCCUCUGAGCUGGACGCGUUUUAUCGAUUCUUCCAACUCAGCGGUACCGCUCACUGUACGGGUGGUGCCGGCGCAAGCGUCGUCGGCCAGAGGUAUCCUGCUGUGGGAAGCUUCGAUCCGAAGGAGAAUGUUCUCAUGGCCGUUGUUGACUGGGUUGAGAAUGGCAAUGCGCCAGAGUACAUCACUGGAACGAAGUGGGUGAAUGGCACGAAGAGUUCAGGGGUCGACUACAAGCGGAGGCAUUGCAAGUAUCCCAAGACGAACCACUUCAAGGGUGGCGAUGCGAAGAAUCCAGAUAGUUGGGAGUGUGAGUAG
Aaosphaeria arxii CBS 175.79 is the source of this 1590-nucleotide messenger RNA. Its product is annotated as tannase and feruloyl esterase. The record is from RefSeq and is a predicted model, not a curated record. Bases 1 to 1590 code for a protein of 529 amino acids. Lineage: Eukaryota; Fungi; Ascomycota; Dothideomycetes; Pleosporales. The transcript is spliced from 2 exons.